CCGUUUCUUCGUCUGUCUGUCUGUUAGUUAGUCAGUCAGUCAGUUAGUCCGUCAGAUGCAUAUUAGCCACUAGCAAUUUCUCUUUCGAUGCCUUCUCCCGUCGCCUCGGAAGACUACACCUCGGAACGCUAAGACAAAAUGUUCUUGCAUUCAAUAUGGCUACUACCAGGCCUGCAUAUGUUUUUACCUCAUGUUUCUGUCUUGUUCAAUCGCUCCUGUUCAUGCUAUUCUUGAUCUGGAAUGUCUCUACAUCGCCUACAAUACCAUCGUCGUCGUCACCAUCCUUGUCAUCUUCAUCAUCGCCAUUAUCAUCGGCAGCAUCACCUCCGUCGCCAUCAGCAGCAGCAGGGGCAGCAGUAGUAACAACGGUACCAUCAACAUCGUUUAAUUUACCAGCGUCAUCCCCUUACCAACAUUUUCAAUUACCGGCGUUCCCACCGUCGUCGACAUCGCCGCCGUUGUCUUCUUCCUCCUUUUCUUCGUCACCAUCCUUGCUGUCGGCGUCGCCGUCAUCACGGUCACUCUCCUCUCGAGUAUUGUCUCAUACGCCACCGGCGCUGGCCACCAUGCAGCUGUUGUUAUCCGGUAAGCAGCCGAGUUUGGUGCCAGGCUUCAAUAAUAAUUCAGCCGUGUCUGCUUCGAUUCGCUCGGACAAGUUUUCGGUGGCAUCUGAAAACGGUAGCAUUACCGCUACCGCCAACAACACCAACGCCAACACCACCAACAACAACACCACCGCCAGCAACAAUAACAACAACAACAACGGCAUAAAUAACAAUGAAACGAAUCGAAUUAUUACAGACAAUGGGUCACAACGGAACUACUAUCAUCAGAACGAGCAGCGGCAGACACAACAACAACAACAACAACAACAACAAAACCAACAAGGACACAAAAAAUCAGAAAAUCAGCAACGCUGGCGGCAUCGGCAACAAGAACGAGAACAUAAAAAAGAACAAAAACGAAAACCACAAACACAACAACAACAACAACAACAACACCAACAACAACAACAACAACAACCACAACUUCUGAUUCUACUUCAAAAAGAAGAAAGACGAACACUCCGGCGAUUACAAAAACAACAACAACAGCAGCAGCAACAACAACAGCAACAUCAGAAACAGCAGCAUUAUCACCAACACCAAAAGCAGCAACAGCUGCGUCAUCAGCAACAACAACAACAUCGGCAACAAAAUCUCCUACAGCUGCACGGUUUGAAUUCGACGCAGCAAACGCAACCAAAGUAUGGAAAUCUCUACAAACAACAACAACGGGGACGGAAUAGCUCGUUGGCUUACCUUAAUCAAUUCUACCGCUGGUCCCAAGGGAUCCCUACUAAACAACGGGACCAACAGACGCACAAUGGAUAUUCGGAUUAUAACGGGUUAACAAAUUCCUCUUCUCUUUCCAAUCUAACAAGCUCCGAGCAUGUUCGUGCCGUAAACAACACUCGGACACUUUUAUCAUCUUUGUAUACUAACAUAGUUGGUAACAUUACCCACACUAACAAAACAGACGUUACUAUGCACGCAUUGACAAACGCAUCCUCACCUUCACCUUCACCGUCACCGUCACUUACACCAACACCUACACCACCACCGCUAUCGCUAUCAUCAUCAUCAUCAUCACCAUCAUCAUCAUCAUCUUCAUCAUCAUCAUUAUCCUCGCCGUCACAUCCAUCAUUGGCGUUUGAUCCAUUAUCAACUUCUCCACUAACAUCGACAGCACAAUCAACGAAAACAUUAAUUACAUCAUCACAUCCAUCACUUAUAUCAUCCACAUCAACAUCGUCAUCAUCAUCAUCGUUGCCGUCAUCCUCAUCAUCAUUGUCAUCUUCCACACCACCACCAUCACUUACAUCACGCACGAAAAAUUACUUAUCAACGUUAUUGUUAUCGUCAUCGACUUUGUCGUCUGUAUUCUCCUCAUUAAAUGUAAAAGCAAAUCCGUUGAAGGAAUUGUUUAGGGUUGAGAAAAGUGAAAAGCAUGCAAAAAACAAUUGGGACUUUGAGGACAAAAGGGGAAAUGUUGGUGGGAACGAAACGGAUAUAUCAUUAAAAGACAAAACUGAGACCGAGACACAGCAGCCUCGUGGUGCUGUGUUUACCGGUCAUAACCGUGAUACUGUAAAAUUAAACAAAACAUUGAAGCCUCACAACCAUACACACAGACGUCUAUAUGACAGCAACAAUAACAAAAACAACACUUUUAACAAAAACAACAAAUCACUUCCAGAAAUGGAUACCUACACGAACACGCGUCCUGCUAUUUCAAAGGAGACAUUUGUUUCUGGACACUUACUUUCAGUGCUAACGUCGAAAGCGGAUCAUGUCGCAGGAAAAGACAGACCAUUACGGAUUAUUACUGGCAUUACUAACCGCGACUUAUCUGUGACUGGCACACCGGAAACACACACUCCGUUAAAGAAAAGUGACAUGCAAAUGACACAAAACUCUACGAAAGGCAGAGACACGAAUGUUUUACAGGUAAAAUUACACAGUUCUAAAAAUAUUUCAAAGAAUUUUUCUGCCGACACGGACACCGUUAAUCGGGACAAAGAAAGCAAUCGCAAAGCUAUCUCUGACCGCGGUGACUACGAUAUUCAUGAAAAACUAUCGAAUGCUACUGUGGAGAAAAACAUCUCCUCACCGAUGGAUUUAGUACGGAUUAAACAGAGCGGAAGAAAACACCUGAUUGAUAUUCUACAGGUCAGUUCUAAAAGACAAUUGACAAGUAAAGCUAUGUCAAACUUAGAGGCCUCUGCUGGAUUACCCAGGCCCUUUGACAACGUUGAUUCGCUGAUCAACAAUUCAGUAUCUGUUGUUCAAAAUAAUGUUUCCUUUUCUCUUCCUUCUCCUCUCAAUUCUUCUUCUUCCUCUUCUUCUUCUUCUUCUUCUUCUUCUUCUUCUUCUUCUUCUUCUUCUUCUUCUUCUUCUUCUUCUUCUUCUUCUUCUUCUUCUUCUUCUUCUUCACAGAUGCAUCGGACAAAACACUUUGAUCCACACCCUACCUCUCCCACACACACUUUCAUUGCACGUAGAACACCGACAUCGCACUCAACGCAGGCUGCCCCGUCGUUGCCCGCGUUGUCGCCGUCGCGAUCAUCGGCAAAGUCGACACCUGCAAAUGUGCCGACAGCCACGACGACGACGCCGCCGUCGGUAGGGUCAACAGCGUCACCGUUUGUUCUACCUUCGAAAGAAAGGCGUAAAAUAACAGUUCUGCCCGAUCAGCAUCUGACAAUAAAUGUCAACGAUGUAAAUAAUGCCCCCAAAAGUCUUCCAAGUAAGAAAACGAAUUUAAAUAAAGUUAAGGAUAAAUUUUACAUUUAUUUCAGACACUAUAAUAAGAGUAUGAAAAGCUUUAAUCAUAUUAAUGAUAAUAGUAGUAGUAGUAGCAGUAGUAGUAGUAGUAGUAGUAGUAGUAGUAGUAAUAUUAGUAGUAAACAGAAAAACAGUAGCACAAAUAAAUUUGUUAACAAUAACAAUGACACUAUCUUCCUUCCAUCCAAGCAACAACAACAUCCCAACAACAUAAAGAAUAACAAUGCCGACAAUAGCAACAACAACAACAACAACAACAACAAAAAAACAACAGUAAACAUAACACUAUUAGUGGUGCCCGAACACAAGGUAAGCUCCUUGAUCGCAAACAUAUCAUGAACCCCACCAAAAUUACAGCUAAUACACUUGACGCUGUCACGGCGGCCUCAAGUUCCAUACCAGUGGCAAAUGACAAACUGACGUCCCCUGCAACACCCUCCCCUUCAUUCUCUUCUAGUUCUUCUGCUCCGUCUACUUUCCUUUCAUCAUCUGAAUUAGUGACAAACCGUGACCCGACGUCCUCGGUUACGGACCCUGACGGGAAUCUACAAGACAACCACACGCAAACACAACAACAACAACAACAACAACAAACACAACAAUCAGAGAAACAGAGACGACCGCCGUCACCAUUAACGCCACCUUCACAACAUCAAAAAACCCAGAUAAGUGGCGGGCAACUUGAAGCCCAAUCUUCAGU
Octopus sinensis (East Asian common octopus) is the source of this 4026-nucleotide messenger RNA. RefSeq names its product J domain-containing protein DDB_G0295729-like. The transcript has a single exon. The coding region runs from base 156 to 3665 and encodes 1169 amino acids. The record is from RefSeq and is a predicted model, not a curated record. Lineage: Eukaryota; Metazoa; Mollusca; Cephalopoda; Octopoda; Octopodidae.